UCUAAAGAAAGUUCAAAAUUCGGAGGUCUCUGUGGCGGGAAAUGGCGCUCUCAUCUGCAUUCAGAGAGAGGCUUGAACAGAUGGAACAUUCCAGAAACCAAAGGCUCUCUCUCCUUCAGGCCGAGAAAGAUCUACAAGCGAACAAAUCUCAGGUCUUAGCAGCGAAGUUCGCAAACAUCAGAGCAAUGGAACGGCGGUGCUUGGUGCUGGAGCAGAAGAUCGCGUCACAGAACUUUAAGAUCUCAGCUACCAGAUCCGAAAUUGAGAGCCUCGUUUCGAAAUAUAAUUUGGACUUGCAACAGCUUAGGGUUUUGAAGAGUGAGGUAUGUGAGCUCGAGGAGUUGGAGAAUGAGAAGGAGAGGUUUUAUGGCUUGAAGGAGUCUGAAAUGAAGGAGUUCAACGCACAAGUGGAGAGGUUUGUUUUGGAAUGUCGGAAGCAGGUGGAAGAAUUGAGAAACCGCCUAAAUGAGCUCAAGUUGCGUUUUAUGGAUCCUCAAGGCAAGAACAGAUAUUUGGAUAAUUUUCAGAUAGCUGCAGCUGAGAUGAGGAAGUCAGAGCUUUUAGCUGAGAAGGAGAAUUUGGAUAGAAGCUUGGCCACUAAUUACCAAAUAAGAGCGCAGUUACAAAAGCAGCUUCAGAAUAUAUUAAUUAUGCAAAACCAAAAGAGAAUGAAGCUAACACAGUUUCCUGACAGAAGCUCAAAUAGCAAGUCUUGAUGAUCUGAAGAGAAAUUGGGUAUGACAAUUAUUAUGUUGACUAAACAAGGUUGUUGGAGUUUUACCUUUGUAAAACGAUGCUGAGUUUCAAUAGUUACAUGAUUUUCACUUGCUGUAGUGAAAGAAAA
This is a messenger RNA of Vitis vinifera (wine grape), 844 nucleotides long. RefSeq lists its product as uncharacterized. Lineage: Eukaryota; Viridiplantae; Streptophyta; Magnoliopsida; Vitales; Vitaceae. The record is from RefSeq and is a predicted model, not a curated record. The transcript is spliced from 4 exons. The coding region runs from base 42 to 716 and encodes 224 amino acids.